CUAGGUUACGUUCUGAGCUCAUUUUUCUGGGGCUACUGGGCCACGCAGCUUCCGGGCGCUGUGAUAUGCUGUUAUUUUGGGGCCAGCAAAGUCUUUAGUAUCGGCCUCUUCAUCGCCAUCCUAGCAACCUUCCUUUGUCCUUUUAUCUCUGGUGUCAACUUUUGGCUGUUCAUUGCACUGCGUCUUUUCAUUGGAUUGGGGCAAGGUGUAACAUUCCCAGUGGCCCUGAACAUCAUUGCAAACUGGGCCCCUUCUUCUCAGUUUGCCACGUUUAUAGCUUUAGGGGGCGGUGGUCAGUAUCUGGGGGCUGUCCUGGCGAACUCUGUUUCUGGACUGUUAGCUUCUGGUAGCUUUUUAGAGGGCUGGCCCAGUCUUUUCUAUGUGUAUGGAGGCUGUGGAGUACUAUGGGCUCUGCUAUGGUUUGUAUUUGUUAGAGAUGAUCCGGCCACAUCAUACUGGACUUCCACCUCUGAAAGGGAAUACUUGGCCGCGACUACAGUCCCAAGGAAAGCAGUUCAGAUAUCUGAAAUACCCUGGAAAAGUAUUCUGAAGAGCGGACGAUUUUGGUCAACUUGUGUCAUACACACUUGUAAUGGGUAUGGGUUCUUCAUGUUACUGUCAGACAUUCCCAAGUUUAUGAUCGAAGUUUUGCAGUACAACAUGAAAGACUCCGGGUUUAUAGCCUCGCUACCUUACGUCAUGAUUUACCUUGGUUACACUUCCGGUGGAUACCUUUCUGAUCUUCUUAUAAGAAACGGAAAUACUGUCAAAAACAUGGACAAGAAACUGUGUAGUGUUGCUGCCCAGAUUAUUCCCGCCAUUCUUCUGGCUGCCAUGGCCUACUGUGAGAACAAUGUCCCCAUCCUGAUUCUUAUGAAUAUAGCAAUGUAUUUCCAGGGUUACGCCCACCUCUGCUAUUAUGUGAACUAUGCUGAUCUCUCUCCUCGCUUCUCUGCCAUCCUCUGUGGUAUUGGUAAUGGACUUUGUGCUGUUGCUGGAAUCCUGGGCCCCAUCGCUGUUGGUCUUCUUGUCAAUGAUGUUGAUCCAAAUGAUCAUGAUAAACUGCAUGAACGGUGGAAAAUAGCCUUCCUAUCAGCUUCAGCGGUUUGGAUGUUUGGAUCUCUUCAGUACUGUGUGUUUAGUUCCGCUGAGGUGCAGCCCUGGAAUUCCCAUGGGUUGGAGGAGGAAACGUCUGUGGAGGAUGAAGAUCUUCUGUAUGCUUACGCCGAAGAAAGCAGCCGAGGUUUCGGUAUUUAGAGAAUUACACUGUCCAAGGCUCUGACUUGUAACUGAUUGGUAUUUGAGCUCUUCAUUGACAAAUGAUACUCGGUGUUUUGACUGAAUAACAAGGUUAAAAUAUUUUCAUCCUAUUACACACAUUCACUGACUAGCGACUAAAAGUAAUUAUUUGUUGUUUUAAAAUUGAUAUUUGUUAUAAUUAUGUAGUGGUUACAGUAUGAGUAUUUUGAUAUUCAGAAGAAUGAUUGUUUUGUUGAGUGUACUGUUGUUUAUGCUAUAUUUUUUAAUCGACCAAUUAUGUCAGAAAGUAUGAAUUGUUUUUGAUUUUAUUUUUUGAUUUCAUUUUUAUGACGAAUCACAUUGUAUUUAGAU
Messenger RNA from Bolinopsis microptera, 1611 nucleotides. Its product is annotated as putative inorganic phosphate cotransporter. The transcript has 2 exons. The record is from RefSeq and is a predicted model, not a curated record. Gene Ontology annotation, biological process: transmembrane transport. Gene Ontology annotation, molecular function: transmembrane transporter activity. The annotation marks the transcript as partial. NCBI's taxonomy places the organism in Eukaryota, Metazoa, Ctenophora, Tentaculata, Lobata, Bolinopsidae.